CUUUUUUUUUUCUGUUUGUUAGUCGUUUUCUCUCUUUCUUUACUAAAAAAAUAAAAUAAUAAAUACCUAUGAAUCCAUUUGGACAACAAUCUGGUAUUCCCAUGUUCAAUCAAAGUAAUCAUCCACAUCGUCGAGUCGUAUCGUGUUGUAUGGGCAUACCGUAUGGUAUUGGUGUACCACUCGUUUUAACUAGUUGGAUUGGAAUUAGUGUCUACUUUGCUGUCCUUUCAUUCAUGGGCAAAAGUCCAUUUUAUUCACAUCUUCACAAGUCUGCCAUAAUUGUAUUUGGUGUAUUAAACCUGAUAUUUGUAGUUGUUUGUUGUUUCGGAUACAGUCUUCAUUUGAUUAAACGAUCUGUGCAUAGAUACCGACAAUACGCUAAAUUACUAGCAUGUUGUGUAGCUAUACUGAUAUUGGACAUGCUUGCCAAUUUUAUCUUGUUCUGUAUUCAAAAGGACGAAUUUGAAUUCUGGUGUCAUACGCAAGCCAAAGACCAUUUAAAUCUGCAAUUUCAGAACACUGACGUUUUAAAUCAAUCGUCUUCCUCCGCCAUGUUUAAUUGCUCCAAGUUAUUUAGGGUGGAAGCCGAAUUUUCAUUUGCCUGCAUGGUACUCAUGCUGAUUGUUUACGCUUAUUGGGUUUCGUUUAUCAUCAGGGUAUCGAGAAAUUUCAUCUUAUUAAGACCAGAGAUUCAAAUGUAUCCUGACUCUAUGCGCCAUCAAUUACGGAUGCAACCACCUAUGGUGGCGCCCGCUAUUCCUCCACCGGAUCUUCUUUCGCAGCCUAAAGCUAUCCCAGAAGAUAGUAUUAUCUUGACUUGAACGCCAUUUUUUGUAGUUUCUCUUAAUUCCUUUAUUCCCUUUUAUAAUAAAUAUAUGUGCUUUAUCCAGAAA
Molecule: messenger RNA, 893 nt
Organism: Mucor mucedo
Lineage: Eukaryota; Fungi; Mucoromycota; Mucoromycetes; Mucorales; Mucoraceae
Exons: 5
Coding region: 69-821 (250 amino acids)
Source: RefSeq, a predicted model, not a curated record